AGGCCCACACACAAGACUGGGCUUCUUCUUAACAAAACCCGCCGUCAGCCCGCCACCAGGCCGCCGCGGCGCUGCCCAGUCUCUCCACUCCCUCCGGGCGUCCGGCGCCGCUUUCUUUCGAGUUCUGACGCGCCCGAUGCUGCUGCGAUGGCUCGCAGCCGCGGGGCGUCGGCGAGCGCCGCCGGCCAGGCCCCUCGUGCGCGCGCUCUCGUACGGUAGGGUGGUGGACGCCGCGGUUCGAGACGGGGAGCUCCGGGUGUUCGUGGUCGCGGGCGAGGUCUCCGGCGACUCUCUCGCUUCGCGACUCAUGGCGUCGCUCAAGGCGCUCUCGCCUGUGCCCGUCCGCUUUGCUGGUGUUGGCGGUGAAUUAAUGUGCAAGGAAGGUUUGCAAUCACUUUUCCCCAUGGAAGAAAUUGCCAUUAUGGGCUUGUGGGAGCUGCUCCCACACAUAUAUAGUGUCAAGAGGAAAAUUGAGAAUACUGUAGUUGCGGCUGUGUUAUUUCAACCUCACGCUGUGGUUACAGUUGAUUCAAAGGGGUUCUCUUUUCGCGUGUUGAAGCAACUGAAAUGCAGAAGCAAUCGAAAGGUUCAAAGUCCUCUACACAUACAUUAUGUUUCACCAUCAUUCUGGGCCUGGAAAGGUGGUGAAAGCAGGCUCUCGAAGUUGCGUGAUUUUGUCGACCACAUGUUGUGUAUUCUUCCAUUUGAGGAAGAAAUAUGCAGAUUAAAUGGGCUGCCUGCUACUUAUGUGGGUCAUCCCUUAUUGGAUGAUGCUAUUGGCUUAAACAUGGAACUGGAAUUGUCUUCUGACAAGUCUAGACAUCAAAGAAGUUGUGAAUCUUUCCGGCUGGAACAUGGGCUUUCCCCAGAUGCCACAAUCAUAACCAUGCUGCCUGGAAGUAGGAUGCAGGAGGUAGUUCGAAUGCUUCCAAUCUUUUUGCGUACUGUGCAAAACUUAAGACAUACAUUUAAUGAACUGUCACUAGUCAUCCCAGUUGCUCCACAUCGAGAUGUGAGGACCUAUGUUGAAAAGACUGUUCAGUCAGGUCCUUCUCCAGUGGUGUUGAUACCUGGGGGAUCGCUUAAGGAAAGAUAUGAUGCAUUCAGUGCUAGUAGAGCAGCAUUAUGUACUUCAGGAACAGCUGUUAUGGAACUAAUGCUUGCAAAACUACCCUGUGUGGUAGCUUACCAAGCUCAUUUCAUUACAGAAUGCUUGAUUUACUUGAGAAAGAAGAUAAACUUUAUUUCUCUGCCCAACAUUCUCUUGAAUUCUCCUGUUGUACCUGAGAUCCUUUUUCGAGCUUGUACAGCUAAGAAUCUAGCUGCAAAACUAAGUGAGGUUAUUUCUGACGAUGAAGCCCGUCGGAUGCAAGUUGAAUCAGCUGACCAAGUAUUCCAGGUUCUCUAUGAGCCCAUCAAGGAACAGGGUACUUUAUUUGUGGAAGAGCUUGGCUUGUCAUCAACUGUCUUGUCCCCAAGCAUGAUCGCAGCAUUAACAGUUCUUUAUACAGAUAAACAUCAAAAUACUGUGUACCAGAAUUAAGUGGUACAGUCAGAAGCUAAGGAAUCUUUUUAUUUGCCGGUGUGAUCAUGGCUCCAUGCAUGCCACUCAUCCACGGUUGGAGGUGGCAAGCAACUUCUUAUGUAAAGUUUUCAGUUAUCGAGUGGUGUCAGGUCAACAUCACAAUAUCAUAAUAGAUUUCAUGCAUGUGCUCUAGUGGAUUAAGUGCCAGUUUUGGUCAUCCUGUUGGUGCAGACUUUUCCAUGGAUAGAAUUUCCUGCAUGGAACAAGGAGUCAGGGAGUAUGACUGGAUGGCACAGUGGGCCUUGGAAAGUUCGAGAAAACUACCAAGAUUUUCCUGCAUUUCUGAUUGUCUUCGGAUCCUGUGAUAGCAAGGCUGAUUUGGUACUUUAGCUGCUCGUGCAGUAGUGAAGGGAAAAUGAGAAAUGAAGCGCAUUUCAAGAUUUCUGCUCAGUUCCUCGGCUUGUAUGCUGGUGGUGAAUGGUAAAUCCUCCAAAUACCCUACUAAAUUUGGUGAUGAAUUCUGGUGCUAGUAUGCAUGCCUUUGUAUGGGCAGUUUGUUCUGUGGUGUGGUCGACCUGACAUUGGGCAAUAGAAAGGUGGAAGCUGGUAGGACUCAAA
Setaria italica (foxtail millet) is the source of this 2143-nucleotide messenger RNA. RefSeq names its product probable lipid-A-disaccharide synthase, mitochondrial. Gene Ontology annotation, biological process: lipid A biosynthetic process. The record is from RefSeq and is a predicted model, not a curated record. Bases 137 to 1543 code for a protein of 468 amino acids. Gene Ontology annotation, molecular function: phospholipid binding; lipid-A-disaccharide synthase activity. Lineage: Eukaryota; Viridiplantae; Streptophyta; Magnoliopsida; Poales; Poaceae. The transcript has 8 exons.